Molecule: messenger RNA, 402 nt
Organism: Galleria mellonella (greater wax moth)
Lineage: Eukaryota; Metazoa; Arthropoda; Insecta; Lepidoptera; Pyralidae
Exons: 2
Source: RefSeq, a predicted model, not a curated record
UUUUUAUUUGUGUCAUUUGUAUGUGUUGUGAAAAGCCAGGAUGAAGAAGUUAAGGAAUUGGCCGAAGCGCGUGGAAAAGGAAAAUAUGCAUUAUUCAUUCACUUCUUCUACGUUGUGGCGAUAAAGCUGUUUAUACUGAAGGUCGUGUACGGGAUUAUAUUUUAUGCGCUGCUAACAAAGGGCUGGCACUUUUUUAUAUGGUUUAUACAUUAUUUGAAGGAGAAGAAGCACCCGCAUUACAUCGAGCACGAUCACGAGCCUUAUGAUAAUUAUCACAGUUCUUACGAUCACGACUAUCAGCCGUAUCAUGGUUAUAGUAAAUUGAGCUAUGGCGAAGUGGAUCAUGGUUUUUAUAAGAAGAGAAUUUACGACUCUGAUGGAUCGUACGCUGUAAAAAGUUAG